This is a messenger RNA of Salvelinus fontinalis (brook trout), 4913 nucleotides long. Its product is annotated as zinc finger protein with KRAB and SCAN domains 8-like. Gene Ontology annotation, molecular function: DNA-binding transcription factor activity; RNA polymerase II cis-regulatory region sequence-specific DNA binding. The transcript has 3 exons. The record is from RefSeq and is a predicted model, not a curated record. The coding region runs from base 458 to 2134 and encodes 558 amino acids. NCBI's taxonomy places the organism in Eukaryota, Metazoa, Chordata, Actinopteri, Salmoniformes, Salmonidae. Gene Ontology annotation, biological process: regulation of transcription by RNA polymerase II.
GUGUACAAGGUUUUACUGCAGGAGAGUUACAAGGUGUGUUGAAUGAAAUAGUAGGCCUGGUGUAGGAUCAGUGAGGGUCAACGUAGUGGACUUAGUGGUGGUGUUUUUUUAAUGAAAUAGUGGUAUAUAGGUGAAGAGUUAGUUUGAUGGUACAAUUUUCCCUUUCCUUCUUCCUUUUUGUAUCACUCAAUUUAACGUGAUCGCCCACACUCCCGCACAGUAGGUGGCGUCAUGCACAAACAAUGUGCGAACACCAUGAUACCGAAGAAACAGAAGUAGUGUAGUGAACAAAUACAAUUUCCACGUUAGCGUUUUUGUUGUUAUUUAGACCUUUAUUAACACUUUGGAACUCAAAAUACAUACGAGCAUCAUAAACGUACCUCAGGUAGUCUUUACUUCGCGUUGGAGACGAAACUUGGUUUAUUCUAGGUAACGCUAGCUAGCUGCUAACCUAACGAUGGCUAACGGUAUGGUUUUUCACACUCAAAUAGCCUCCAUUAUGGAGGUGCUAGCGAAUGCAGCCGUGUCAGAGAUCUGUAAACUCGUAGAUGACGACUAUGCAGUGUUUCGUUUGGAAAUAACUCAAAGCCAGAAAGAAAACAGGGGAUUGCGGAGGAAACUACAGCUACUGGAACUGAAGGUGGCACGGGAACGCGCAGAGAGGACAAUACGAGAGCGCGUCCUCGCCAGUCGUCCCAGUAGUGUCAAGAUUCACGACCGAAACAGCGGAAUGGCAAGAGGUGAAGGAUAUCUCACUGGAGGCGACAGGAGCUUUGUGAAGCCAGCGGGACAUAAUGUGUGGAGAGAUGACCAAAGCAUAGCAAUUGAGUCUGCAGAUGCAGAGGCUGCAGGUCCUGAAGGAUUGUCUCUGGUCAAGCAGGAGAGAACUGAAGGAGAGGAGGACCCACAGCACAGCAGAGACAUUCAGACUGGAGAAGUGGCUGGAGUGGCGCCACCUGUAGCCACAGAGGACCUUGCGACUGCUGCCGCGCCCCAGCCCAGGACCCAACGCAGAAUCACGGAGGUCAGUGGAGUGCCGAACGCCGUCCUCAAGUCAGAGACAGACACCGAGACUUUAACUGUAACACAAAGGCUCUUACACACAGGAUCUGACCACAGAUCAGACCCAGAGAGACUGGGGCAGGGGCCAUUGGGCUGUCCUGCUCCCGGCUCAGAGUAUUUACUUUACGGUAACCCAAGCCCGAGGACGGUUCAUUCCCAUCUGGACUUGGGUGAUGCGUCAGAGACUGUCAAUGAUCCGUCUUGUUUUUACACUACAGAGAUGGGCCCUGGCAACAUGCCCUUGGGUUUAGAGACACAGACUGAUCUGUCUAGAGCGGAAUGGAACCGGUACAGUAGUAGUGUAUACUCUGAAGGGAGCCAAGAUAAGAAAGGGGAGGCUAUAGUGGUAGAUGAGGUGACUGUGAAAGUGGAGGGUGACGCUCCUCCCACCUGGAAUGCAGAUCGUCUCCUAGGAGACGGACACUCACAGGGCAGAGUUUUCUUAGAUUACAGGGGAAGCUUAGAGACAAAUCUAAAUGGCGCCACCCACUCCCCUUUACAUGCAUUCAGGGAUCGCGACCCAGUGUCCACAUCAACGACACCUUCCGAUUCACAAGGCUGCGUUCUUUUCGAUCAGGUAUUGAACUCAAAUGACCAAAGGGCCAAGGCUCGGGGAGGGGGAGCAACAUCAGGCAAUAGUAAAGAGAAACGGUUCCUCUGCAUGUUCUGUAACAAAGGCUUCAGCUGCCCCCAGAAAGUGGAGAUCCACCAGAGAGUCCACACAGGGGUGAAACCCUUCAGCUGUACCCAGUGUCACAUGAGCUUCGCCCAGGCUGGUGACCUGAAGAGGCACCAGAGGGUCCACACAGGGGAGAAACCCUUCAGCUGCCCCCAGUGUGAGAAGAGGUUCUCUCAGGCUGGUGACCUGAAGAGGCACCAGAGGGUCCACACAGGGGAGAAACCCUACAGUUGUACCCAGUGUCACAUGCGCUUCGCCCUGGCUGGCAACCUGAAGAUGCACUUGAAGGUCCACACGGGAGAGAGGCCGUUCGCCUGUAGGCAUUGCGGGAAGAGGUUCUCAGAGAGGAGCUACCUCAGGAUACACCAGCAGAAAAACCAUUCCACUCUGUAAAUUAGAAAAUAAUUUCACUCGAUAGCUUCUGACAUUUAGAUCAAACCCUGCAUUAACCCCCCAGCGUGAGUUUUUUUUUGUUAUGCGCGUGAUGUCAGAAUGCACUCACUAGCUAGGUUUCCAUACCAAUUGGCAACAGAUUUUCAUGCGAAUAUUCUCAAAUCUGCAUAAAAACAAUGUGCACAUAUUCCCACCAGAAAUGUUUCCAUCAAAUCAGUGCGUGAUGACGUAGUGCACCCAAAAUUUACUUUUUCGAUUAAAGUUUUCAUGUACCUAAUAAAAAUAUAAAGAUCAAUGUGUUUCCGUCGCAUUUUCAACUCUGAUAGUUUUGUCAUAAACUGUUGUGUUAAAUAGCAAAUGUGUCUAAUCUGGUCUUGGCACUUGCACUUUAGCCAACAGCUCGCAGAUACAAUACGGGUAGGCUGUGGCUUGUCUAGUCUACAUGAGAUUAUUAUGGAUAACAGCAAAUAUAUUUGUCAAACGGGAGUCAAUUAUCGAUCAUCAUGUCACAGAAUAAGACCCUCUGUAUUUAUUGGAAAGCAGCAUCAAGCUCAUCACCAUGCACUUUCACAACAUAUUUCAUCUGAAGCCUAAUAAACUGCAUGGUUUCUCAAGUCGUAGUGGGAGGACCAUACACCAUAUCAUGCGUGACUCCAAAGUUACUUAGAUAUGGUGGUUAUUAUAUCAAUAUUUGCACAUAAAGGCGUUUUCACCGGCAUUUCCCGUGUUAUUAAUUUUACCGACACAAAGAUCCCUCCAUGUCGAAGGAACAAAUGAUCUGUCGGCAUUUAAAAAAAAAAAAAGACACAUUUUUGGAUGGAAACGUAAUUGGUGUUCCAAAAUGUGAUUGUUAUGCAACAGGACAGUUAACCCACGCUGCCUGCUAAUUAUCUAUAGGCUGUUUCAACUGGUCAAUUUCAAAUUAUUUUCAAACAGUUUGAAUUCAGGUGUGUUCCAAUUCCUUAUUAAUUCACAUAAAGUAUCCCAUUUCACUGUGGAGAAUUUACGUUUGAUGCACUACGAUGAACCCGGACAAACUUCUCUCUUCAAUGAGAGGCCAAGCACUUCCCCAGUGUUUCCCCCGGUCACGUAUGCAGACAUUUGAGCAUCUCCGAUCAGAAGAGAAAUGCUAACUUUUUCCUCCUGAUGCCUGAAUUACCUUCAUUGUUGUUUUCCUUACAAAUAAUAACGUUGGACAUGUGUGCGUUUCUAUCAAAGUAAGUGACUUAUUACAUUAUAGGUUGUGUAUCGUGUUAUGUCAUUUCUACUGUAGCACACCGUAUAUAUAUAUAUGUCUCUUACGUGUGUUUUACAGAGAAGUAUUAGCUUGUGUUGUAUCUUUUGAAGCUGCCCUGGCCUCAUGGCCUGUCUAUUUUAGCUCUGCUGGGCCCUGCCUCCUUGUGGAGCGCAACAGUUACUGUUAUUCAUAUGUGAUUUUGUCAAUGCAAUUUAUUACUUUUAUAGCAGGGUUAUGUUACUACUUUAAUUUGUUUUAUUGCUAUAUCCUGAUGCUGUAUUGUAAUUAGUAAUAAUUCCUCUUUAUUCUGUGCUUUCAGAAACCACACACAAACAUUAUUUGCCAACAUCAUAACUGGAACUUUCUUGCUGACGAUUAAGGCCAGCAACAUACCGUUUUAAACAGACACUCCUUUACAGUUUUACUUGGGGGAAAAACAGCAAGAAAAGACUGACAACUUAUUAAUAUGCAUAACCCAUAUUUAAAUAUUCAUGUCGUGAUUUGAACUGCAUUCCCACGAAUCCACCCCUAAAGUCAUAGUAUCAUGGCAUGUCAGCUAGUAAUUGCAGCAAAUGUGCUUGAGUGUAUGGUACUCUCCAAAGCAUGGUGCGACACAAGCUGAACACGUGUACUUUGUCAACAACCUCUGCUUCCUUCUCAUGGUGCCAGUCAGAUUUGCAGUGCCUCCGUGUGCGACUGUCUUGAGCAGCAGUUUGAAAGAAUGCCUUGUCUGCAGCAGGACAGCCCCCAGUGGAGGUUCUCUCUGUACUUUUGGUAGGUAAUUACCUCACCUAUGGAGGAUGAGGGAGUGGAGAGGUGGGUGAGAGAGUCACUUUAAUUUUAGAACUGAACUAUGUCCAUUACAAAAAAAAACUUGUUCAAUAAUCUCACCUGUUAUCUGGUGGUGAACUGUGUGGCCAUUGAGGACAGCAGUGUCAAUCAGAUGGAAAAAGAUCUUAUACCACUUGGUAGUCUCCUGAGCGCAUUCCACAAAGCUGAUUAUCAUGUCUGUCUUAUCCACUGCCCCCAUUUUGAGGUUAGUCAAGCUCAGUCUGGUUUGAUCUUACUCUCUCCCAUCAGGUGGUCCACCUUCCCUGUGGCCGACAAGGCCGCUGUAUAGACAGUGGAGAGGACAUGAAGGUCAUCAAACAGCAGUGCCAGGAGUGGUGAAAUGGCUCGCGGCCUUCCAGCUACCACAGACCUCUUGUACUUUAUCUUCGUCGGUCUGCCUCCAUCACCACCAGCAUCUUCAGAGGGGCAUGGGACUUUGUCGGUGAGCAAGGGGUCCUCAGAUUUAGGGUUAAUGGCCACAAGGAUGGGAAGCAGACCCUCACCAUCAAAAUCUGAUUUCUGACUUUUACUGUCAGAAUUUCCACAUUUGUGAGUUGUCUCCUUUUGAAAGAUAUUGCUAAUGCUACAGCUUAGCCCACUAGCUACAUACAUAAACAAGACUGAAUGGCUGAGUGAGUGUCAGAGGUUACGUGAUUGACUGCUGGCACGUGCAUCAAUAAAUGGUUUGUGUGGUAAUAAUUAAUACAUUUA